Naegleria fowleri is the source of this 1377-nucleotide messenger RNA. RefSeq lists its product as uncharacterized. Gene Ontology annotation, cellular component: cytoplasm. NCBI's taxonomy places the organism in Eukaryota, Heterolobosea, Eutetramitea, Acrasida, Naegleriidae. The coding region runs from base 1 to 1377 and encodes 458 amino acids. The transcript is spliced from 2 exons. Gene Ontology annotation, molecular function: guanyl-nucleotide exchange factor activity. The record is from RefSeq and is a predicted model, not a curated record.
AUGCAAACAAACAACAACAACUCCUUCCGUGUGGAAGAGCCUCUCGCAGUUGAGGAGCAAGAUGAAUCUUUUCUCCGAUUCUUGGAUCAACAGGCUCAUCAAUUGUUGGAUAAUUUUGAACAAGAGCAUCACUCGGAGGAAAAUUUUGAACAAAAGCAAAAAAAGACUCGUACUAAGUAUUCAUCCUUGUCAUCGACGAAAAACAUGAUCAUUCUUGAUGAAGAUACAGUCUCGGAAGAAUUCCAUGUGAUUUCAAACUUAGAAUCAUGGAAACAUUUGAAUACUCAGCAAAAUCCGACUCGUUUUCAUGUACAUAAGAAAUAUCAAUGUCGAAUCUUGAAAGGACACAUUCAAGGCCUGAAUGAUCCAAUAGGGAAUAUUUUACUGGGAGGAGAGGACGUGGAUUUCAGCCCAAUUGUCUCAACUUCAAGUUUGCAUCGGUUGUUUGUGUCUGAAAGAGUGAGUGCAGAUGGAAGUGAGGCGUUUUUUAAACGUUUGAAGAAUUUGAAUGUAAUGGAUCAAUUGUGUGAAGAGGAUCAUGUGUUUGAUAUGAAUUUUGGAAGUAUGCACACUUUGCUGUGUACGAGAAGAGGAAGAGUUUUUGGAUUUGGAAACAACCAAUUUGGACAGUUAGGGCUUGGUACUGAAACCUACAUUUCCAAACCAAGAGAAAUUGUUAUUUCGGAUGAGAAUGGGAAACAAAUCAUUUUUAGCCAUAUUUAUGCAUGUCAAAACUCGUCCUUUUUCCUUAGUCAAAAUAACCUGCUUUAUUGGUGUGGAAAUGGCAGGGAAAAAGUGGUUAAAAAGGUCCGCAAUGAUUUCUCCUCUAAAAUCAAACAAAUCGAUGGUACACAGCAUAUCAUUGCUAUUGUUUGCGAGAAUGGAGACUUUUAUUUGAGCCGGCAAUCGAAAUUUGGAUCCUUUGAUUUACUUGCUAUACCUUACAGGGUCAUACAGUGUGCUCUAUUUGGGGAUAAGGUUGUGAUUUUGACCAGCAGUUAUGAGAUGUUUUCUGUUGAGAAAUAUUUCAAAAUUUUAACACGAAUUCGACUUGAAUUACCAAUAUUUGAACAUGUUGAAAGUGUUCGAGCGACAAAUGAUCUUUGUUUCUUCUUGACAUCCAAUCGAGAAAUUUAUGUUGCCAAAUCAAAUUUACAGCCAAAUCUAUUAAUUAAGGCACCACCUCUUCCACCACAUUUCAAAUGGUUUUUAUCCACACAAAAUUCAAGUGACUAUUUUUGUGUGUUUGUGAAAAAGUAUUCGCAUUUGAAGAGACAGAAUUGGUUUUUUGGAAAUUUGUUAGGAUUGAUUAAGCAAAUGAAUGGAGGAGCAGCACAAGCUCAUUAUUGUGACAUUCAGGUGAAAUGUGGUCACUAG